GCUGUUUUUGAGUUAUGCUAUUUUUGUGGCUGCUUGGAUAACAAUUGUUCCAUUGUUUAUAGCGGAAGGAAUAUUGAGAAGUUAUGAAGCGGCAUCUUCAAUUGAGCAUUAAACAACUGUCGAGCUGCUACGCGGAUGGUAGUAUUUCGCCACGUUUGGUUGUGGACCACUCGCUCGACGAUGCUGUGAAACUGAAGCACUUGAAUGCUUUUAUACGAUUAUCACCGGAAAAGGCCUUACAUGAAGCUAAAGAGUCUAGUUAUCGUUACGAGAACAAGGAGCAUCAAGGGGUACUUGAUGGAGUUCCGAUCGCGAUCAAAGAUAACUUUUGCACGAAAGACCUAACUACGACUUGUGCGUCAAAAAUGUUGGAGAAUUUCAUACCACCUUUCAACGCCACUGUCUGUGAACGGUUGUCGUCUGCUGGAGCGAUUCUAAUUGGUAAAACAAACAUGGAUCAAUUCGCUAUGGGAUCUGGAACAGUGGAUUCAAUUUUCGGGCCUACAAGAAAUGUAUGGAGUCGAGAUUUAAGCGAUCAAAAAUGGCAUAUAUCUGGUGGAAGCUCCGGUGGAUCUGCGACGGCCGUAGCUGCGGGUAUUUGUUAUGCGUCUAUCGGGUCAGAUACUGGGGGUUCUACUCGUAAUCCCGCAGCAUAUUGUGGCGUUGUUGGCUUAAAGCCCACAUAUGGUCUGGUGUCACGUUAUGGUCUCAUACCUUUAGUGAAUUCCAUGGACGUACCCGGCAUUUUUACGCGGAGUGUUGGUGAUUGCUUGGAUAUACUGAAUGCAAUCGCUGGGCCAGAUGCUAAAGAUUCCACUACAUUGAGAAACCCCUUCCGAAAAAUAGAAAUACCAUGUUUUGAAGAUAUAGAUCUUCGAAAUGUUCGAAUUGGUAUACCUAAAGAGUACCAUUGCGAGGGACUUUCCGGUGAAGUUUUGGAAACGUGGAUGAAGGUCGCUGACUUAUUAGAAGAUGGUGGAGCUCAAGUGCAGCAAGUUUCACUACCGAACACGGCGGCAAGUAUUUUCGUAUACUCGAUAUUGAAUCAGUGUGAAGUAGCUAGCAAUAUGGCGCGAUACGAUGGCAUAGAAUAUGGACAUCGUGCCGACAAUGAAAGCAGCACAGAAGAGUUAUAUGCAAAGACAAGAGCUGAGGGAUUUAACACAGUGGUAAAAACACGUAUACUAACUGGGAACUACUUUUUGUUGCGUAAAAACUAUCAGAAAUAUUUUGAAAAAGCUCUGCGUGUUCGAAGACUAAUAUCCGAAGAUUUCAAACAUGUAUUUGAAAGGCCUAAAGACGGUGAAAAUGUAGUGGACGUACUACUCACACCCACCACCUUAACAGAUGCGCCGUUGUAUAGCGAUUUUGUAUCCCUCAGUAAUCGCGAUCAGUGUGCUGUCCAAGAUUUCUGCACGCAACCCGCUAAUAUGGCAGGCAUACCAGCUAUCUCAAUACCCAUACGACUCUCCAAAACCGGUCUACCGAUCGGGUUACAAUUAAUGAGUCGCUCUCUAAACGAGGAAAUGCUGUUACGGGUGGCUAGCUGGAUAGAGGCACAAGUAGAAUUCGACUGUCUGGCUAAUGAACAAAUUUAUGCAGCUCGCAGCUAGGAUUAUUGCUAAUAACCAGCACUGUAAUGUUUUAUUAUUCAAUUCUAGGGUACAAUUCUUGAUUUAUUUAUAAAAGAUGCAGCUCAUUGGAAAAUAUAGUUACAUAUUUUUCAUUAAUUCUCAAAGACCCUAAACAAGAUUUUUGUUUGAAACUGCGUUUUUCGAAGAUUUUGU
Rhagoletis zephyria (snowberry fruit fly) is the source of this 1787-nucleotide messenger RNA. It is a transcript of the gene GatA, whose product is annotated as glutamyl-tRNA(Gln) amidotransferase subunit A, mitochondrial. Gene Ontology annotation, biological process: glutaminyl-tRNAGln biosynthesis via transamidation; mitochondrial translation. Gene Ontology annotation, molecular function: glutaminyl-tRNA synthase (glutamine-hydrolyzing) activity. The record is from RefSeq and is a predicted model, not a curated record. Gene Ontology annotation, cellular component: mitochondrion; glutamyl-tRNA(Gln) amidotransferase complex. Lineage: Eukaryota; Metazoa; Arthropoda; Insecta; Diptera; Tephritidae.